Stegodyphus dumicola is the source of this 753-nucleotide messenger RNA. RefSeq lists its product as uncharacterized. Lineage: Eukaryota; Metazoa; Arthropoda; Arachnida; Araneae; Eresidae. The record is from RefSeq and is a predicted model, not a curated record.
AUGGAUGUUGAUAUGUUGAAGAAAAAGCGUGCAACGGCACGCAGUGCCUUUACUAAGACGGCUAAGAUUCUAAAAACUGAAAUUUGUAAAGAUAUUCAAGCGGAUAGAGAUGUAUUGAAAGACAAAAUUUCGAAAUUGCAGAUGAUAAUUGAUGAGUUGAGAUCUUGCGAUUCAGAAAUACUAGAUUCGAUGAUUAAGGGAAAAGCCGCUGAAGAUGAUCUGGAAACAGAGGUCAUAGGCUACGAAGAAUAUUCAGAUGAGUUUAUCACGUUUAAUCGUCGGGUGAAAGAGAAUAUAGAUAAUACGGUUGACCGAAGAUCGUCGGUGAAUUUCGAGGAGUUACUGACCGUCCUGUGUGAUGUUGAAUCCACAUUAAACAACCGUCCUUUAACAUACAUCUAUGAUGAUUCGGAAGAGCUCGUACCUCUGACACCUUCCCUGUUUUUGCAAGACAUAAAACAAGUAGGGGUACCAGAUCUGGAUUACAUCGAUUCCCAGAAACUGAAUGUGCGUGUAAAUUACUGCAAUACGUUGAGACAAGAACUGAGAAGUCGCUUCCGCAAGGAAUAUCUGGCUCAACUAGUGCAGAAGGCAAGCGCUUCAUGUCAAAACCUAAAGGUGGGGGAUGUAAUCCUCAUAGAACUAGACAAUAAAAAACGUGUAAUGUGGCCAAUGGGCAAAAUUGUAAAAAUAUUCAGUAGCAGAGAUGGGCCUACUAGAGUGGUACAGGUAAAAACAAGCAGUGGAUAUUUG